AUGACUCACCAAAACCUUCAGCUGUCUCAGGGGGCCCCCGAGGGGCCCCCUGAGUCUGCAAAGCCCCCCCAGCGCUCUCAGGGGGCCCCCCAAGGGGCCCCCCAGGGGUCUGAGGGGGCCCCCCAGGGGGCCCUCCAUGGGUCUGAGGGGGCCCCCCAGGGGUCUGAGGGGGCCCCCCAAGGGUCUGAGGGGGGCCCCCAGGGGGCCCCUCAGGGGGCCCCUGACUCAGUAGGAGCUGAUCCUGCAGUCAAGGAGCAGAGACUUCAGACACAGCAGCAGCAGCAGCAGCAGCAGAAGAAGAAGAAGAACCAGCAGCAGCAGCAGCAGAAGGACCAGCAGAACCAGCAGCAGCAGCAGCAGGAGAACCAGCAGCAGCAGUACCAGCAGCAGCAGCAGCAGCAGAAGGAGCAGCAGAACCAGCAGCAGCAGGAGCAGCAGAAGCAGCAACAGCAGCAGCAGCAGCAGCAGCAGAAGGAGCAGUAUCAGCAGCAAGAGGCCACGAAUGUAUAUAUCGUUUGUUUCGUAUUGAUUAUAAUUUAUAUUAUAAUGUUUCACACAUAA
Messenger RNA from Eimeria mitis, 561 nucleotides. RefSeq lists its product as uncharacterized. The record is from RefSeq and is a predicted model, not a curated record. The coding region runs from base 1 to 561 and encodes 186 amino acids. The transcript is spliced from 2 exons. Lineage: Eukaryota; Apicomplexa; Conoidasida; Eucoccidiorida; Eimeriidae.